Molecule: messenger RNA, 366 nt
Organism: Prunus armeniaca (apricot)
Lineage: Eukaryota; Viridiplantae; Streptophyta; Magnoliopsida; Rosales; Rosaceae
Source: the annotation of a GenBank genome assembly
AUGGGUGGUAGACAUGGAGACUUAAAAUCUCGUGCUAAAGAGCAUGGAGGUUCGAGUCCUCUUCAAGGCAUAAUAUUGAAUAUUGUGACCCAUCCGAUCAUUGCAAUGAGGAAUGAUAUUGAGGGGUCCUUAAAUACUCAUCCGAUCAACUUAAUAGUCAAUUGUAGAGUUAUUAUUGAACAACACGAUUCCCUCAACACACCUCCCCUCAUUAAGAAGCUUCCCAUCACAGGACAAGGCAACUCGGUCUUGUUUGUAUUGGGUUUGGGCCUACUUACUUAUGUCACAGGCUUGUGGACUUGGAUCGUCUUGGGGCCUUAUGGCGAGGAGGUGCGUCCAAUUUUUCUUGCUCAAUUUCCUGCGUAG